Glycine soja is the source of this 1228-nucleotide messenger RNA. RefSeq names its product long chain base biosynthesis protein 1-like. NCBI's taxonomy places the organism in Eukaryota, Viridiplantae, Streptophyta, Magnoliopsida, Fabales, Fabaceae. Bases 489 to 872 code for a protein of 127 amino acids. The record is from RefSeq and is a predicted model, not a curated record. The transcript has 4 exons.
CACUUCACUCUCAAUCUCACACUUUCUUUCUUUCUCUGAAUCUCUCUGCUGCAAUGGAUUGAUAUACCCUUAUGCUGUGUGGCUUUAAUAAAGUCAUUAUACUACAUGUCAAUAUCUGUGUCACAAUGUUAUGUUACCUAGCUUUUUAUCCAGAAAAAAAAGAGUUUAGAGAAAAUCAUCACUACUAAAAAAAUAUUUUUUUAUGACGCACAUACGACAUUGAUCUUCUGAAAUCAUUGUAAUAUAAUACGCGGUGACACUUUCGUAAUUACGAAAUUUGAAAAUGAAGACAGUCAUAUGAAAAAUCAUCUUCGAAUGAUACAUAUGAUAAUUUUCACAAUGUUUUUGGAAAAAUCGCCAUGGUUUUUGUAUCAUUUAGUCGUGUGAACUCAUUUAAUUAACUGAGUCAAUUUCGUGCCCUCAGUCAGUACACUCACCACCUGCGCGCUGCCCUCACUCAGCUCACCCUCUUCGUCACUCACCCUUCCAUGCCGGCCCGCCCUGUCAUCGAACAUAUUUGGCCGCCAUUCAAUUACUACCGUCAUCAUCCAAGAUCAUUGCAAUCCAAAUAUUCUAGCGAAGCCAAAGUCAGAGAUUCUUGGAUUCAUUUCUUCAUCAAGCAAUAUAUUGCUUGCCUUCAAAUCCACAUAUCUUUAUGCAGUGCUGUUGGGUCACAUACCAUAAUUAAUGGCAAAGAAGUUGUCAAUUUUUUAUGCAGUGCUGCUGGGACAAUUGAUGUCCACCUUGACUGUGAAGCAAGAAUAGCAAAAAUUUUAGGAACCCCUGAAUCAUUUAUGUACUCUGAUGGACUUUCCACCAUGUUCAGUGUAAUUCUUGCUUUCUCUAAAAAAGGAGAUGUAAUUGUGAUGUAAGUAUGCCUAAGUUUGUCUUUGAAUAUUUUCUUUGUAAUAUUUAGUUUUUCAUGUGUUUUUUUUUACCUCAUGACAUUUAUUUAUGCUUUUAGUGGGCAUUGACAUCACAAAUAAAAGUAUUUGGUACUGCAACCUAAGUGACAUUUUGUACUGGAGCCUGCAGUGAAAUACAAGAUUUAUCCCACCUUGGCCAUAGUGAAAUACUGGAUUCAUCCCACUUUGGCUAGUGUUAUUUUUGUUUUAUCAUUCUUUGGCUAUAGUGAUUUUAUGUGUGGUUUAUAUGUCUUCUCAACAGAAAAUUAACAUAAAUAUAGUACAUUCUUGUAACUUGUAAUAUCAUUUUUUUUGUCAAACUA